GUUUACAAACAAUCACGCAGAAAUAAAUCAAUUGUGGUUCCAGUUUGCGGAGUUUUCGUACAUUUUCUACCUCAAAUGUGAGUUUCUAUAUAUUUUCAAUGGGUAUGUGCAUAUUAAAUCGCCUGUAAGGCGCUGUUUUAAUCGUGAAUUGCGGCAUAAUUGAUAGAUCGGCCGAAUUCAAUUACAGAAGCCCGUUUCUCUCGGUUUCUCUGUUCGGAUACACUUCCCGGACACUUCCUCGGAUACACUACACCUCCCCGUAAUGUUGGGGAUUGAGGGGCUGCGGGAUGAUUGUUUCGACUACAUCCUUGGACUCUGAAGUUGAAACAAUGCUACGCUAGCUCCUCCGCUAGCACCUGGCGGCGAUGGAGGGUGACGUGGAUGCCUUCCUGGAGGAAGUGCGCUCGUCGGAGAAGCUGUUACAGGAGCUGCAGGAGCGGCUGCGGGCUGUCGGUGCUGAGAACGAACGCCAACAGGCGGCCGCCGCCACUCUGAGAAAGGAGCACCUGGGUCUCGGCGAGGAGCACGAGCGCGCCGAGCAGGAGCUGGCGGCUGUGAGCUCCAGCGCGCAGCUGCAGGACGUGCGACUGAAGAAGGUGCUGGAGUACCGGGAGCGCGUGAGACGCGACCUGCAGGAGGCGGAGACGGAGCUGGCGACGGUGAGGACCCAGGUGCAGUCAGAGGUGGAUCAACUGUGCACGAGCGCCGGUCAGCACCUGAACAGAUUCGGCUUGAAUGGGGUUUAUCGCACCGAAGCUAAACAAGAGAAGCUGAGCGAAUUAUCUAAAACAAAGGCGCUCACAGAGCAGCUUUCUUGCUCUAUAAAAGAGUUACAGAAGCACGAGGUAAUACUGCAGCAGGAGCUGCGGAAGCUGGCGGACACUGAGAGCGAGAUCGAAGCCCGGCGUCGGAGCCUGCAGCAGCCGCUGGAGGUGCGUGUGCGCGUGCAGCAGCUGCAGCAGACGCUCUGCCGGCUGGUGCAGGAGCAGCGGGACGGCCGGCACGUGCAGCAGCUCCUCACCGACAUCGGAGACGCCGAGGACGAGACGACGUGCCUGCGCUCGGCGGCGACGGCCAUGUCGACCGAGCUGCAGCGGCUCGAGCAGCUGCUCUGGUUCAACAACAUGGAGAAGAUGAAGCAGCGGAUGCGCGCGACGGCCCGGUGUGCCGGCCAGUACCACUGCGCCACCUCUGGGGCAUUCAGGGAGGAGACCGGCCCCGGCCGAGUGCCAACACCGGCACCUGUGGUGAACACCGCACCGCCGAGAUCGACGUGGCGGGAGAAAACACACACGACGGCGGCGAUGAAUGAACCUAGGCCUCGUCAGACUCCCAUAGUAACUGACAGUGAUGCCGGUGUGGAAGCUUCCUGUGCUGAUGACGGGUACGAGGAGCUGGACCUGCCGCAGGACUGGUCGGCCUCAGACGUGGAUCAGUCUGAUGACCCGAUGGCUGAUAGCGCUGCUGCGAGGCCCAGUGUAACGUCUCCUGCGCCUUCCGCAGCCGCUACGACAGCCUCAGCAGGCAGCGGUGGCGGCGGUGGUCCGUCCCGUGCGCAGCUGGCUCAGCGUCGCUGGGGCGCGCGCCGCGCUCUGAUGAUGACCCGCCGGCAGCCGACAGCCGCUCCAGCCGCCCCUCCACCGCCUCCACCACCUCCCUCUGCGCCUCCCCUGGCCUCAGUGCGGCCGCAGCAGCGUCCCCCGCCGUCCAGCCCGCUGGCCGAGCCGGCGCCGUGCGCGAGUCGGCGCCAGUGGGGCCGCGCCGCCGCGCCGGGCCGCCUCAGUUACCGCGGGCCACAGCCGCUCAAACGCAGCACCACCGACUUCCGCACGGGCCUGCAGAAGCUGAGAGAGGAGAUGGCCGCUGCCGGGGGCGCGCAGCCAGCGGCCGAGACACAGAAGAGGGUCCGCUUUGCCACUGAGGAGGAUUUUGAUGAUGAGGAUUUCCUGUGAUGUGAUAUUCUGUGGCCGAAAACUGUUCGUUAUGUGGCGCGGUUUGUUUUAUUUCAUGUGAGGAAGGCCUGUUAUCAGUCACGGUGGCUUGAAGCUGUUUUGCUUCAUAUGAUGCUUGCCUUGGAUCGGGUGACGUGUGUUUGCGCCCUAGUGUUUCUUCUUGGAAUACUUAUUUCAAGUGUUACCGGAUUUUUGAGUAGCAAUGCCUCUAAAAUGUAGAAGCUUUCCAUGAAUUCGUUGUGUGGCUAUUGGUUAUACACGAUGUUGAAGUUUA
Amphibalanus amphitrite is the source of this 2226-nucleotide messenger RNA. Its product is annotated as actin cytoskeleton-regulatory complex protein pan1-like. Bases 366 to 1952 code for a protein of 528 amino acids. The transcript is spliced from 2 exons. The record is from RefSeq and is a predicted model, not a curated record. Lineage: Eukaryota; Metazoa; Arthropoda; Thecostraca; Balanomorpha; Balanidae.